This is a messenger RNA of Colletotrichum scovillei, 2760 nucleotides long. RefSeq lists its product as uncharacterized. NCBI's taxonomy places the organism in Eukaryota, Fungi, Ascomycota, Sordariomycetes, Glomerellales, Glomerellaceae. The transcript has 5 exons. The record is from RefSeq and is a predicted model, not a curated record. The coding region runs from base 1270 to 2577 and encodes 435 amino acids.
GGCGACAUAAAUCCCCGCGAUAGUCUCCUCUUUCACCGAGAAGCGGACAGGAGUUACCCCGGUCCCUCUCCCGGGCUAGCAGGGACGGUAUACGACUUUGGAUCCCCGGGGUUCGAGCCUAUCACCCUGUCCAGCCGAUCAUCAUUGGGCUAUCUCUUGGACACACAGACAUCGACUCCAACUCGGGGCCAACUCCCAAGUUCCCAGCUCCAUAUUUGCACAUGCCAGGAGGUGGUCUGAGACAUUGCAGGUCUCUCUAUCGAUGGCAGCUGAAUCGCGGCAUCUCCAAAAUGGCAGAAAUCCCAGAAUGCCUGCCGCCCUGGCCCGCGACAAGAGGAAUGCAGUGCCGCCAAAUCCAUGCGCCGUCAGCGCGCCAGCGUGCCAGCAAAGCCGGGAGAUUGCCGUCAUCUGCGCGUCGAGAAUAACGUUGCGUCCCUAGGCUGGCAGACCUCCAACACCGCAGACUGUCCACUGCCUGCCACCCUCCUCUCCUUUUUCCCACCUUCCGGGUGUAGUUUAACAUGACGAAUCGAAGGGCCCGUUAGUUCGUCUAAACCUUCAUAACGACACGCGGAGCCGUCCCGGCAUAGCUUACACGCUACGGCUUUUCCGCUAGUAAACAAGGUGUCACUCCCCAUUUGCCAAUUCGUUAGGUCGUCAUGCAAGUGUACAAAAACUGCACAAAGGGUGUCAUCAGAGAAGAAGCCACGACCGUUGUGCUAGUUCCGCCCAGCUGUCUUCCUGUCUUCCGAGCAGUCUACCGCGCGCACGGCUCCUGCAUUGCGUUCUUUCUGCCCAAAGGUAAUCGACAGUAUCCUUGGAAAUAGAUUCGUCGAUCCCACAGUGGUCUCCACGUCUAAGCCAUAUGAGACACGGAAUAUCGAAAUCCUGAGGGUCCCUCGAGCGUGCGAGGCGUGCUAGUGUAGCAGUCUUUGCGGGCAGCUCCUCCUCGUCGAUGUCUCACACCCUCUCUAUGUUCUGCCCCUUUCUCGAGCCACACCCGCGCAUAGGUGCCCCUUCGAUCUAAGACCAGUCAAGGCUGGCAUAGCCAAGCUUUCGUCAAUAUACAAAGACAGCAUCCCUCGGCGUUUAGAUUUCCAUGCUUUUCGUCGUCCGACGUCCCACACCUAUCCCCAUCAUCAGCCGCCGUUGAAGGGAACGAAAAAGCACAUUGCCACGUGCCAGUCCUCGUGGACUCUCGAUGCUUCUUAAUUCCACUACCAACCAAGCAUAGCCGUCAACAUUUUUCAGGGAGAGUUCACAGGCAGCAUGGAGGUCCCUCCAGGAAUGAGCCCGGACGAUUCGCGGGUACCAAUCGUCGUUGGCGUCACGAGCUUUGUGCUUUCAGUUGCCUUCUUGGCUGUAUCAAUACGAGUGUACACCAGAAUAUUCGUGAUACGGCAAUUUGGUAUGGAUGAUUGGGCAUCCGUUUUUGCUUUUCUGUUGGUCCUUGGUUGCGGCUUGGCUGUCGCACUGAACACCAGAAAUGGCCUCGGUCAUCAUGUUUACUUUCUUACAUCGGAACAAAUUCAAGACUACAUGAGGACAUUCUACGUCACCAUUGUAUUCUACAAUGCAGCAUUGGCUGGUAUCAAGAUGACCUUCCUUUUCCAAUACUACCGGGUCCUGGCCGUCCAAAAGAUGAAGAAGGUCUUCAUUGCGGCGAUGGUAAUAGUCGGCGCAUGGAGCAUUUCGCAGAUCCUUGUCGAGAUCUUUAUCUGUACCCCUAUUCCAGCAUUCUGGGAUAAGACUAUUGAUGGCAAAUGCAUCCCGAACUACCCCCAGUGGUACAUCAACGCAGCAGGCAACAUCAUCACCGACAUCAUUGUAUUCGUGCUGCCGCUGCCAGUUAUUCACCGACUGAAUCUAGCCCGAGGCCAGAAAUAUGUCUUGCUUGGAAUCUUCUGUCUGGGCUUUUUCACAUGUACCAUAUCCUUCAUCCGGAUCCGAUUCCUCAAGCUCGAAGAAGACUUUACUUGGCAGAAUGUCGAGACCGCCGGCUGGUCCAUCGGCGAACUCUGCUGUGGACUCGUCUGCGCUUGCCUACCGACGUUCCGACCCUUGGUCUCUCGAUUCAUUCCCGCCCUGUCGAGCCGUAUUGCGAAAUCCUCGAAAUACCACAAGAACGGAGACUAUUCUGAAAACACCGAAAGUACCUCACGCCACCGCGAUCCCGAGCUUGGUGGUGCACUUGGCAACCCGAACCACUACUCUGCCCGCUACUCGAAACGACGGACUGGCUCGGCGGACAGCAAGGCUGAUCUGUAUGGCAUCGCCAGCUACGAUUUGAGCCAUUCUGAUGCGAGCCGCGAGACAGGGCUCCCCAUCCAAGCCUCGAGAGAUAGCCCGGAUUUCACCAGUCAGAUCGAUAAGAUGCCGUCUCCAUUACGGCAGCAGGAGUCUAUCGAAUUGGGCGGAUAUAGACCAAACCACCACGCCAUCGUCGAAACAAGAAUCGAAGCGGGAAGGAGAGUCUCUGAUGACGAGAUCGAGCUGCAGCCAGGAGCGCCGAUCGAGGUUAAGUGCGAUAUUGUGCAGGUCUCUUCCCAGAAAGUUGAGACAAGGGGUUUCUCAUGAGUCAGUCCCUCUACAGAUAGGGCUGUAUUGAUACGAAGAAACUUUGAACCAUUCAGAGACGGCCUAUUAAGCCCAGAGAUUAAGUUGGCGUUGGAGAUAUCACUCUUUACUUACUAGAUACCAUUUUCUUUACUAUUCAACAUGGGCGGCUGAUGUGGGACACUGGCGUGGGCUCUUGGCAAG